CUUUUAAACUCUGAGGCGUGGAAGAAACUUCUACAGCGGCCACGAACCGAGCCUGCGGUCUCCCCAUCUUCUCACUGACAUUUACCAUCUGAAGUGGAGGUUUGGUGCAUCAGAAGUAAUCACAGACAGUUUGAGUUCCUAAUCUGCGUCGAAAAGCGUGGGAAAAGCAUAUCGCUGCCAUCUUGGGUGAGGAAGAGAGCGGUUAGCAUCCAGGCAGAGGGACGUUGCUGGAACAGAAAUCUAAUCUGAAACAAACAUGGACCUCGAUCUCUUGUGUGCCAAGAAACACUGUGGACCAAAUAGAAGAGCUGCUCUGCAUGCUCUGAGAAGGAAGCGGUGGUAUGAGAAACAUCAGCGGUAUGUUGACCAUGCUGUUCAGGCCACAAGAGCCGCUUCCAAAAACAAGGAAAUGACUGAAGUGAACAACAUGAUAAAGGGCAUCAAACUGGAAGAUGAUAUGUCCGAGGUGUCGGGCAAUCUCUACAAGUCCGAAAACCAGGAGGUGGAGCAGGUCGAAUUUGUUGAGGAUGAGCUGCUGGCAGAGCUGGAGAGACUUAAAAAAACUCUGGAUGAGAGUCUCUUGGAGGCCAGCAGAAAAGAGGACAAAGUCUAUCCUUCUCCAGUGUUGUCCUCGGCUUCACCUUCUCAUCCUGGCACUAUGGAAGAAGAUGAGUCAGAAAGCGAGGUUGAGGAUGGGGUUCAAGACGGGGCUGAAGACAAGGAUGACGAAGACGAUGACGACGAAGAGGACUUGGAGUACCUUCGCCGUUGGGCGAGUGAAUCCUUGUAAUCCCAACAUCAGGCUCAAGUCACCGGCUGUUAAAACUAGGAGGAAAGCACAGGACAGAAUAAACAAGCAUCUGUUCAUGCUGUUCUUCAUGA
Messenger RNA from Poecilia reticulata (guppy), 882 nucleotides. RefSeq names its product charged multivesicular body protein 4b-like. The record is from RefSeq and is a predicted model, not a curated record. Lineage: Eukaryota; Metazoa; Chordata; Actinopteri; Cyprinodontiformes; Poeciliidae.